Chenopodium quinoa (quinoa) is the source of this 438-nucleotide messenger RNA. RefSeq lists its product as uncharacterized. The coding region runs from base 1 to 438 and encodes 145 amino acids. The record is from RefSeq and is a predicted model, not a curated record. The transcript has 2 exons. NCBI's taxonomy places the organism in Eukaryota, Viridiplantae, Streptophyta, Magnoliopsida, Caryophyllales, Amaranthaceae.
AUGAUUUUAAGGCCUCAAAUGAUCGAGGGUACAGUCAAGCAUGUAAGGGAGGUUCAAGCUAAGAUACAAGCGACGCAAGAUCGCCAAAAGAACUACGCGGACUUGAAGCGUAGGGAGGAGGAAUUUGAGGGCGAUGACAAAGUAUUGUUAAAGGUGUCACCAAUUAAAGGUGUAAUGAGAUUUGGAAAGAAAGGAAAGCUUAGCCCAAAGUAUAUUGGUCCAUAUGAAUUAAGAAGGUAUAUCCCUGAUAAGUCACAUGUUCUACAACCCGAAACCAUUGAGUUAGAUCAAAGCUUAACUUAUGAGGAAAGACCUGUCAAGAUCCUUGACAGUAAAGUGUGUAGUACACGCAAUAAGGAAGUUAAGAUUGUUAAAGUGAUAUGGUCUAACCAAGAGCUUAGUAUGAGGAAGAAACUUGGGAAGCUGAGGAUGAGAUGA